CUCUUCCCCGUUCUCUCCCUCCCUCCCUCCCUCAUCCUCGUCCCUUCGUUCGGUGAUCGCCACCGGUUCCCGAUCAUCUCUCGCGUUCUCCGACAAGGGAUCGGUGGGGAAGACGGAGAGAUCUGGUUAUUGUCCAUCCGUCGCGUUUCUUUGGCGCUGGAUUGAAGAAAUCGAGGGUGAGAGGACGAACGAUCCGGUUUCAGGUCAUUCGUCGCGUCGUUUGCCGUCGAAUAUUGAAGAAAUCGGAUAGAGGAAAGCCGGCAGAUCGCUAUCCGGUCGUCUCUGGCUUUCAUCGGGGCUUGCGUCAACAAUCGACGUCCUGAAAGACGAAACAACUUACACACCGAUCAUUGCGUCGCUUCUGUGGCAACGGGUUGACGGAAAUUCGCGGUGGUAGGGCCGAGGUUACUGUUGCUCUUUUUAUCUCUUCCAUUUUGGCCAAAACACUCGAAUCCGGUGGAGAGAGAGAGAAUGGAGUGCCUUCCGGUGGAGGUCAUCGGUAACAUCCUAUCACGCGUUGGGGCAGCGAGGGAUGUAGUGGUGGCGUCCGCGACAUGUCGGAAGUGGCGAGAGGCCGGCCGGAACCACCUGCGCACUCUGUCCUUCAACUCCGCCGAUUGGCCGGUCUAUCGCGAGCUCUCGGCGAGCCGGCUGGAGAUCCUGAUCACGCAAACCAUCUUCCAGACGAAGGGUCUUCAAAGCCUGUCGAUAUCUAUGGCCGACGUGGCCGACGAGUUCUCCGCGGCUCCAGUCAUCGCCUGGCUCAUGUACACUCGGGACUCCCUGCGCUCCCUCCUCCACCUCGUCCGCACGGCUCCGCCAGUGAACGUCCUGGAGAGGUGCGGCCGCUCCCGGCUCGAGGCCCUCGUCCUCGGCUUCACUUCCAUCUCCGGCGUCGAGCCCAGCUACCAGCGGUUCCCCUGCCUCCGCUUUCUCGCCCUGCACAGUGUUAGCGUCUCCGCCCUUGACCUCAGCCUCCUUCUCUCUGCCUGCCCACUCAUCGAGUCCUUCUCCCUCGUGAGCCCUGACAUUGCCAUGUCCGACUCUCAGGCCACCAUGGAGCUCAGCAGCCCCACCCUCAAGCGGAUCUACGUCGAAGCAAUCAGCCUUGACAAGUUCGUCCUCGAUGCCGAUUCCCUUGAAUCUCUGCACCUCAAGAACUCGACGCUCGAGUACUUCGAGCUCGUGGGGAAGGGUGGGCUCCGGCAUCUCAGGUUCGACGAUGUCAGCGUGAUCCAUCUGGACAUCGGCGACACCGCGGAUUACCUGGAGGUAGUCGACGUGAACGAUUUCACGAUCGUCUGGCCGAAGUUCUACCAGACAAUAACGAGAUCGGCGAAGUUAAGGCGGCUUCGGCUAUGGGGAGUGGUGUUCGAUGUGGAGGAUGAGGUCCUGGACUUGGAAACGAUUGCUGUUUGUUUCCCCAGAUUGAGCCACCUCUCACUAAGCUACGAGACAAGGGACAGCUUGGUGCACUAUGGUCUUCAUGGUUCGACAAUGCUGGAGAAUGUAGUGGCCCUCGAGUUGGGUUCCACGGUGAUCAAUGACCUAUUCACAGAGUGGGUGGCGGGGCUUCUCGAACGAUGUCCGAAUCUUAAGAAGUUGGUCAUUCAUGGAACCAUAUCGGAGAUGAAGACCCGAGAAGAAUGCCAGACGUUAGCUGGUUUUACCUCUUCGAUUGUUCGGCUUAUGAGGAAGUACAUUAAUGUUGAUGUGCAAUUUGAGUAUCAAUGAAUUGGAACAGUAGCGGAAAUUGCUGAAGUUGUUCAAAUUCAGAUGUCUCUGAAGUUCAAAAUUUCUGAAGUUCAAAAUUCGGUCCUAUUGACUUCUCUGAGAUUUUUUAUCUGAUUGAAGCUGCAAAUUUUGAUCCCAUUGGAGAUGUAUUAUCUAUCAGGUACUAUCGGGAGCCUUGGCAUGACGGUCAGCUCGAUAUUGCCUCAUUGUUUGUUUUAUUAGCUUGGUAGAAGAUGUAAAUCAAAUAUUUGUUAUUUCUUUCUGUAGAUAUGAACAUUCAUUUCUUCGAUAUAUUAGUUUAUUAAUUUCGACAAUAUUGUCUCUCUUUGUCUUUCUUUUGAACUUGGAGGCAUCCGACGUGGAGCUCUGAUCAUGUAGGAAGGCCUGUUUUCCUUCUCUGUUUCCUAGCACAAUAUCUUGAGUUUGUAUACAAGUCGGGGAUAGUUUUAAAUCCUGCCA
Messenger RNA from Nymphaea colorata (pocket water lily), 2193 nucleotides. RefSeq names its product F-box/LRR-repeat protein At1g67190. The transcript has a single exon. The record is from RefSeq and is a predicted model, not a curated record. Lineage: Eukaryota; Viridiplantae; Streptophyta; Magnoliopsida; Nymphaeales; Nymphaeaceae. Gene Ontology annotation, molecular function: protein binding. The coding region runs from base 472 to 1734 and encodes 420 amino acids.